Acytostelium subglobosum LB1 is the source of this 2295-nucleotide messenger RNA. RefSeq lists its product as hypothetical. The record is from RefSeq and is a predicted model, not a curated record. NCBI's taxonomy places the organism in Eukaryota, Evosea, Eumycetozoa, Acytosteliales, Acytosteliaceae. Gene Ontology annotation, molecular function: protein binding. The transcript has 2 exons. The coding region runs from base 1 to 2295 and encodes 764 amino acids.
AUGGAACAAUACUUAAAAUAUGUUGGACUCGAGUCCUAUGCCAACCUGUUGUCAGAUAAUGGUUACGAUGAUCCUGACCUUCUGUCUGAGCUUACAGAGGAGGAGUUGAUUGCCAUUGGUGUAAAGAGGGGACAUGCCAAGAGAGCAUUUAUUAAGGCAAGAGAGAUAACUGCAAAUGCAGCAUCAUCUUCCAACUCUUCACCUGCUCCAAUGUCACCUGUUAUUGUAUCCUCCCCAUCUUCCACACCACCUUCAAAGUCAAAGGUGACUAUUGGUCGCAAGGGCGCCGAGGAGUCUGAUGAUGAGGAUGACGAUACCUCUGGAAGCGUCGGAUCAUACGAUGGCCCACGUCUCCAGAGCAAGGUGCUCUACGAGGGCUUCCUCCAGAAGAAGGGUAAUGAGGGAUUCUUUGGCUCAAAGGUCUGGGCCAAGCGUUACUUCAAGAUCUUUGAGGAGGGCCGCAUGGCAUACUACAAGCAGCAGAAUGAUGUCUCACCAAUCAAUGUGAUUGAGUUGCGUGGCGCACUCGCCUGCGAGGACUUUGAUGGCAAGCAGUUGGCCUUCAAGAUAUCGAUGAAGACAAGUGCUCGUGUCUACUACUUGCUCGCACCAUCCAGUGAUGCCAAGGCCAAGUGGAUUAGCACCACCCGCCAGCUCAUCACACCACCAGUCACACCAAAGAAGUUGGACCCACUUGCCCCACGUCCAUACAUCCAGCAUCAGCAGGAGGCUCCACAGUGUGCCAGCACUCGCUUUGACACUGCCGCUUCAUGGGAGGUUGCUGAGCGCGCUGCCAAGGAGGACAGCACCCGCAUCUACAUCCACACCAACGGUGCCACCUACGUCGAGGAGACACGCAAGCUCACCAUCACAGAGUCUGGCGGACGCACCUGGGUGCGCCAGCUUCCACGCGACCUCGAUGACAAGUCGGUCCACUUCUUCUCUUACACCGACUCCAACGCCUUCGUCAGCGAGCAGACCUACCAUCACGACGAGAUCACCCAGCAGAAGUUGUUGGAGAAGUUGAUUGGCAAGACCAUCGAGGUGUCAGUGCCCCGUGAUCGUCAAUUUGGCGAGCCACACACAUUCAAGGGUGAGGUCCAGUACAUCCCCAAGCAAGGCAGAUAUGCCCUGGUCAAUGCCGAGACCAACAAUGUUCACUUCUUGGAUGCCGACGAGGGUAUCUCAUUCAACCUUUUGGACAAUGUAUUGGAGGAUGGUGCAUUCCGCCCAUCAUCGCUCGAGUGGCGCGUGGUCUCAGACAAGUUGGAGCAUCUCUACAAGUUGUCUUACUCAUCCACCAAGCAGUUGUUGGACUGGUAUGCUAGCUAUGUGCUGAUUGUCAACCCUCGCGAGAGUGAAGUUGAGUUCAGAGGAUGGUACAACGUGAAGAAUGACUCUGGCAAGUCCUUCAAGGACUGCAACCUCGUCUUGGUCCAGGAGCCAGUCGACCCAGUCAAGGUGGUCGAGGAGAAGUCAGACUCUGGUUUGGACAUCGCCCUCCCCAUCCCCAAGGUAGGAGGUUUGUUCAAGUUGGGCAAGCUCCCAAUCCCAGGUUUUGGCAGCUCAGCUCCCGCACCAGAGGUUCCAGAGAAGCGUGUCUACAGGUACACUUAUGAUCAUAAGACUGAUCUGGUCGAUCAGGAGACCAAGCAGUUGUGCUUCGUGUCCACCAAGUUGCCAGUCAAGUCCGUGGACUACAUCACAUUCGACACUCCCAAGUACACCAAGUACACCAACACAUCCAAGGAGCACGGCACCGCCGCAUCCAACGGUCGCGUCGACUCAUCGCUCAUCAUCAACUGGCAGAAGCCAUUCGCUUUGCCCGCUGGUUCUGUCACCCUUCGUCGCCAGUCCAAGGAUGCCUUUGGCGCCGACAUUGUCAACACCUUCUCUCUUGCACACUACAACCCCACCGACGUUAUCAUCGUGCCCUUGCAGCCACUGGGCAAGGUCAGCGCCGCCAGGAAGCAAACAGGAUUCAACUUUGACAUUGACAAUAUGUUCAUCGUAGAGACGUUCGAGAUCCGCGUUGUCAAUGGCCGCGAGGAGCCAAUCAAGGUGAUUGUCGAGGAGUCAUUCUAUCGUUGCGAGCACUUUGAGAUCUCGUACGAGUCCGAGAGACACACAGCACAUCCAUCACAUCCACGCAAGGUACAAUGGACACUGUCCAUCCCACCACUCGACUCGACCACCAUCAACUACUCCGUCUUCUACUCAGGACUCAACCUGCCAGACUCUGCACUUCCCAAGAAGGAUGCUGCAACUCCAAGCACAACCACCCAGAAGAAAUAA